This is a messenger RNA of Triticum urartu, 1315 nucleotides long. Lineage: Eukaryota; Viridiplantae; Streptophyta; Magnoliopsida; Poales; Poaceae. The record is from RefSeq and is a predicted model, not a curated record.
AUGGCGUGCAUCGAGAAAGGUUGGUUGCCACGCGUGGGGAAGAAGCACCACAAUGGGGAGAAAGAACAAUUCAUUAAACUUAUAAGAAAGUGGCGACAAACUAUCCAUGUCAAUGAGAAGGGAUGGACAGCCAGGCCCGAGCCCAUCCCCGGCCCAAUCAAAAAUUGUGCCACGAUUGGUUGCAUUCGGCCGCUCCAAGAUGAACUCCUGGAGGAGAUCUUCCUCCGCCUCCCCACCGCCGCCGAUCUCGCCCGAGCCUCCACGGCCUGCGUCUCCUUCCGCCGCGUCGUCGUCGGCCAUCCCUUCCUCCGCCGAUUCCGCGCCCUCCACCCGCCGCCUCUCCUCGGCAUCAUCUGCGGCGGCCUCACCCCGGCCCAGCCGCCCCACCCUUCCGCCGCCGCGGCAGCCACCCUUGCCGAUGUCAGCUUGUCGUGCUCCUUUCUCCCGCCAUCCAGCAACAGCUGGUGCCGCCGCGACGGCCGCGACGGCCGCGUCCUUUUCUCCGCCGCCCUCAAGGGCACCAGGGACGACUGCGACCGCCGGGAACUUGUUAGGGAGUUCGCUGUCUGCGACCCCCUGCACGGGCGCUACCUGCUUCUGCCCGCCGUCCCCGACCAUCUCGCCGGUCAAGUCCAUCCGCCCGACAUCAUGGAAUUCGAGCCCUUGCUUGCUCCUCCUGGCGACGAUGAGAAAUCAUCAUUCAGAGACUUCGGAGUGAUGUGCUUAGUGUGGUGCAAAACCAAGCUCCUCGUCUUCGUCUUCUCUUCCUGCGCCGGACAAUGGCUCCCUGAUCCUGUUACAUUCGACGUGCUUCGAGACCUGGAGGCGGCGCCCCGCCACUACGCCCACGGAUGCUUCUGUUGGCAUCUCUAUGUGACUGACAGCUUGCUCGUGCUCGACGCUCGCAGGAUGGAGUUCUCCGUCAUUGAUCUCCCGCCUCCACCUUGCCCUUAUCUGGGGGACCUGGCCCCCUAUCUGCGGGAGAUGACCAUUGUGGAGGCAGGAGAAGGAAGACUUGGGAUGCUUACUCUCUCUGAGCCUAGUGUAUGUCAUCUCUUGUAUGAAGAGCAGUAUAAGGAUGGGAACGGCACGAACCAGUGGCAAUCUAAGCCUGUGAUCUCUUUGCCGGCAAAUUAAAGCUACGGCAUCGCCGGUGUAGCUGCUGGUGGAUACUUACUCCUACACGGGUCACGUAGGGGUACUCAAGUAGCAGACUAUUUUACAUUGAAUCUACAAACUUUCCAGAUUGAGCGGUUCUGUCAGACCGAUUGUCUCAUAAUUGGCCCGCUGUAUGCCGGUCUCCCACCGUCUUUGU